Messenger RNA from Lipotes vexillifer (Yangtze River dolphin), 777 nucleotides. It is a transcript of the gene CDV3, whose product is annotated as CDV3 homolog. NCBI's taxonomy places the organism in Eukaryota, Metazoa, Chordata, Mammalia, Artiodactyla, Lipotidae. The transcript is spliced from 6 exons. The record is from RefSeq and is a predicted model, not a curated record. The coding region runs from base 1 to 777 and encodes 258 amino acids. Gene Ontology annotation, cellular component: cytoplasm.
AUGGCUGAGAUGGAGGAGCGGAGCCUGGACAACUUCUUCGCCAAGAGAGACAAGAAGAAGAAGAAGGAGCGGAGCAACCGGGCGGCGAGCGCCGCGGGUUCGGCGGGCGUCGCCGGCGGGAGCAGCGGAGCCGCGGGCGCGGCGGGCGGUGGGGCGGGCGCGGGGACCCGGCCGGGCGACGGCGGGACCGCGGGCGCGGGGGCCACGGGCCCCGGGGCCGCCACCAAGGUUGUGACAAAGGAUGAAGAUGAGUGGAAAGAAUUUGAGCAAAAAGAGGUUGAUUACAGCGGCCUAAGAGUUCAAGCAAUGCAAAUAAGUAGUGAAAAGGAAGAAGAUGAAAAUGAAAAAAGAGAAGAUCCAGGUGAUAACUGGGAAGAAGGCGGAGGAGGUGGUGGUGGUGUAGAAAAAUCUUCAGGUCCCUGGAAUAAAACAGCUCCGGUACAAGCACCUCCUGCUCCAGUAGUUGUUACAGAAACCCCAGAACCAACAAUGACUAGUGGCGUGUAUAGGCCUCCUGGGGCCAGGUUGACCACAACAAGGAAAGCAUCCCAAGGACCACCAGAAAUCUAUAGUGAUACACAGUUCCCAUCCCUGCAGUCCACUGCCAAGCAUGUAGAAAGCCGGAAGGAUAAAGAAAUGGAGAAGAGCUUUGAAGUAGUAAGACACAAAACUAGAGGUAGGGAUGAGGUUUCAAAAAACCAGGCCCUUAAACUUCAGCUAGACAACCAGUAUGCUGUGCUUGAGAAUCAGAAAAGCAGCCACACACAGUACAAUUAA